CUUGGCACCUUCGACAGCCUUUGUGUCUCCUCCGUCAAGCUCAGGAUAGAGGUGCGAAAGAAAGGUCAGACGAGGGCCCCUCCUGGCCCAUCCGACCUGUUCGGCGAGAGGGACCCGGGUUGGCGACGUCAGGUUACGCGGUGAGGCCAGGCAAGGGCACGUCGAACCUCUUCAGGUCUUGGGUCUUCUAGCCAUCAUCGUAGCGCUGAUCAACGCAGAGAUGGCACCUCAAACUGCCGUCACUAUUACGCGGCUCGAGCCCGCCGUCUUUCUGCGAGGACAGUCUGCUUCUGGUGAAGAUGGACGAGGCCGACGCCGUCACGUCAACCUGGACGCUCCACCCUCUCAACUGCGAGCGCUUCUGUCUUUGACAUUGCUAAAGCCCUCAAAGAUCAAAGACAUUUCCAUUAGCUUGACUGGAAUCGCUCGCACGGAUUGGCCUGAGGGAAUCGGUCCCAAUCGACUCGAAUUGAGCGAAGAGUCCGUCAUCAUCAAACAGGUGGUCUCACUUUUCAAUGCCAAGAGGGAGCGACAUAUGGAAAACAGGCUCGAGGCUGGCGGCAACGGCCGAAGGAGAUGCACAAGUGAGGGCGAGUUGAAUCACGGUGGUGAAGCCUCCCAAGACGAGUACCGUUCUGAUGGUGCAAGCGAACACCGUCCAUCGUCCUCUAACGAGCCGGACCGGCACUUCCCUGGCUCCAACUUUAGGCGCGAGCAGACCUCCUUGACCCCAAAUGGAUCCAGCUUCAAAGACAGCCUAGCAUCUGCGAUGGUGCUGAUCCCUCCUUCGCUUCGCGGUGUUGACAUGGGUGCCGUGAACCGUGCACGGCAACGCGAGAGGGAGAGAGGUAAUGAAUUGCAUCAAGGGAAGCAAUUGCAAUUGUCCAAUUUUCGCACUUUCUCUGAAGCGCCAGAACAACUCUCCCUUGGUCAGAACGGCGUCGGAAGGCUCGGAACGGCCAGAGGCUUCAACGUCUCGGCGGCAGCGCCUGUGGUGGACAGUCUGGGAGCGAUGACUCGCUCUUGUUCCUCCGGUGGUCUCCCGCCGAGCUCGGCAUCGGGUGUAGCCAAGAGCACGGAUCCAUAUUUGAGCCCAGCUAACGACCGGGUGCUUAGCCCUCUGGAAAAAGGCUUGCUUAAGCUCAGUAAGGUCAAAGCCGGCUCCAGCGGUAGUGGACCCAAAGGCAAGGACAAGGGCAAAGGAAAAAGCAAAGAUGGCAUUGAAAACUUUGAUCCUGGGUAUGGAUGCGUUUCAACGCCACCCAGAGGUGGAAGCCAAAGUCUGCCCGUCUCCCGCGUGCAGACGCCUGUUGCCACCGCUCCUCUCCUCACCGAGGACGCUCAAGCUUCCGGCCUGGCCGCGGAUGGCGACAACGAAGGGCCAGCAGGGGACUAUUUUGGGGCGAGCGCACCAGGUGUUUCUUCAUUCGCGGCUGGUGACAGUGGCGGCUCUUCAGCCGUACCUUGGGACGACCCGCCUAUGUACACUUACUACAAUUCGUUACCGCCAUGGCCUGCGACUGAAACUGCAGGCACAGCGAAGAUGGACGAGGAGAGGCAAUCGCCGGGGGCAACAACAGAGACAGCGACCAUGUCGACAGCACUUGAGCCUAUUUCCUCUUCGAUGACCGGCGUGCAAAGCUCGAGCACGGAAAGGGAGUCGACGGCCGCCAGCUCUGUAUCUGAGAGUGGCAGCAAACCACUGUCGCCUUUCCGAAAUUCCUCCUCCCCGUCUCUACCAGCCAACGCUCAUGCAUGGCGUGGCGCGCCGGCACCGGAGACAGUCUGGGCCGCGGGACCUAGCGGCAAGGGCAUCUUACAGCACAGCGGACAAUCAAAAGGCAAAGGCAGAGUUGCGCCGCGUAACGAGCAGGUCAGAUUCGAUGCUGCUGCCUUAGCUUGCGCGGCACUCAUCGACGCCGACAUUCAGAACGAAGGUGGUGCUCAGCAAGCGCCUGUGCCCAGCUCGCCGAAAGUGCCAUCAGCUUCAGCUUCCACUGUGGCCCUCAAUGAGCCCAUUCCACAUCGCGUGGACUCUCAUUCUUCGGCAACAAGCAGCCGAACGACGCUGGAGAGGCGCUCCUGUAGUGCCACGUCUAGUCCAGAGCAUCCUAUCAAUGGUUCAAGUGCUUCAUCCCCGCUGCUUCUUACCGGCACGGGCGAUAAACCGAAAGACAAGAGUCCAAUCCGGUCCAAUUCUGUGCCAGGCUCAGGCGUGGCGUGGACCGUGCAGUCUGCUAGUCCGGGAGCAGGUGCAGUAAAAGGCAAGGAAAAAGGCGGUCUGAAAGGCUUGCUUAGCGGGCUGAACCAUGAUCACAAGAGCAAGGAGCGCGAAAGGGACAAAGAUAAGUCGGAAAAGAAGAGCUUCACGCCUAGUCGUGAGCGCGAGAGGGAGCGCGAUAAAAAGGAACUCAAGGAGCUCGCGAAAGGGGAAAAACAGGACUCAAAUUCGGAGUGGCAAGAGUUCAAAGCAGGUGCGUACACGUUCCCUAUCUGCAUUCCGCUGCCCAGCAAUCUUCCGCCCACCCUGCAUGCCGAUUUCGGUUCGAACCAAUAUACACUCAAAGCUCUUGUGCAGCGAGCAGGCGCUUUGACGCCGAACUUAACAACUGAACGCGAGGUUACCUUCAUUCACGCGCCAGACGAAGAUGAAAUGGAAGGUUCAGAUGCCAUCGUCGUCCAGCGCACUUGGGAGGACGCGCUUUCGUAUGUCGUGGUCAUCAGCGGCAAGAGCUUUCCGCUUGGAAGCAAAAUUCCCAUGUGGCUGAAGUUCGUUCCCCUGACCAAGGUCAAGAUUCACCGGAUCGUGGCAACGAUGGAGGAGAAGACAGACUACUACGCGAAAAACAAGCGCGUCGCGCGACACGAGGUGCCAAGGCGAUGGAAUUUGCUCAAGCUUGCCAACUCCAAUCACGAACCGCUGUUGCCUUUGCUUGACGAUUCUCCGGACGCGCUGGCCACUUCCGUGCUUGGUCCCUUUGUCGCAGCCGCCGCCGAAGAUUCAUCGGAUGCACUGCCGACCAUGUUGGACCCAAAUGGUCCAUGGGAACUGGUUGCAGACCUGGAACUCUCGAAGAAGCUGCACAGAAUCAACUUAUCAUCGAACCACAAGCGCUCGAACAUCGCUGUGCACCAUAUGCUACGCCUCACAAUCCGUGUCGAGCGCGAGGAGGACAAUCGCGAUGUCCCUGCCGACGGAAAACGUAGGCUGUUCGAUAUUGUCAUUGAGGCGCCUAUCGCACUCAAUCACUCGUACACAAACGAAGAUUGGAUCAAGUUGCCUAACUAUGACCUUGCAAGAGAUGACGUCUCACCGGGGAGCGCGAAUCCGCCUCCCCCACCACCACCCAUCGACCAGCAGGACCGGUCCCCACCGCCGGCCGUUCUCCGAGCGUUCAGUCCGACAGUCGCCAGAAAGCUCUCCGAACAGCGCCACCAGCCUGCGCCACGCAUGGAGGCCGCCGCGAGUCUGGGCACGACGGCGAGCAGCAGCAGUCGGCAAUUGACGCGGCGCUGGCUCGCACUCAGUGAAACGGCCGGCCGCUUCGGCGCGCGGCUCGAGUUGCCGGGCGAGAGGCGCGUAGAGAGCGCAGACGACCCUCUGCCUCCACUCGAGCCGCCGCCACCAUCGUACCAAACCGCGGUGUUCUCGCGGCCGGUCUUGAUGCAUGCCGGCAGCGAGGACGCCGUUGCGCAGGUUGACUAGCCUAUCGAUAUUUUAAUACCUACCCACAGGUCAUUUGUAUAGUAGAGAGCAUUAUCGCAGUCAAACGGGGCUUAUUUUGUGGACGGUCGUAUCAUAAUACAAAAAGACGAUU
Molecule: messenger RNA, 3818 nt
Organism: Tilletiaria anomala UBC 951
Lineage: Eukaryota; Fungi; Basidiomycota; Exobasidiomycetes; Georgefischeriales; Tilletiariaceae
Exons: 4
Coding region: 221-3706 (1161 amino acids)
Biological process (GO): ubiquitin-dependent endocytosis
Cellular component (GO): plasma membrane; cytoplasm; cytosol
Molecular function (GO): ubiquitin protein ligase binding; protein-macromolecule adaptor activity
Source: RefSeq, a predicted model, not a curated record